AUGGCCUCCCUGUUCUCCGGCCACGUCCUGAUUCGCAACAACAGCGACCAGGAUGAGCUGGACACGGAGGCUGAGCUCAGCCGCAGGCUGGAGAACCGGCUGGUGCUGCUCUUCUUUGGCUCUGGGUCCUGCCCGCAGUGCCAAGCCUUCGCGCCUACCCUCAGGGACUUCUUUGUGAAGCUCACAGAUGAGUUCUACGUGCUGCGGGCAGCCCAGCUGGCUCUGGUGUACGUGUCCCAGGAUCCCACGGAGGAGCAACAGGAUCUGUUCCUUAGGGACAUGCCGAAGAAGUGGCUCUUCCUGCCCUUCGAGGAUGACCUGAGAAGGGACCUCGGGCGCCGGUUCUCCGUGGAGCGCCUGCCGGCUGUCGUGGUACUCAAGCCGGGCGGGGACGUGCUCACCCGCGACGCCACCGACGAGAUCCGGCGCCUGGGCCCCGCCUGCUUCGCCAACUGGCAGGAGGCGUCGGAGCUGCUGGACCGCAGCUUCCUGCAGCCCGAGGACCUGGACGACCCCGCGCCGCGGAGCCUUACCGAGCCGCUGCGCCGCUGCAAGUACCGCGUGGACCGGGCGGCCCGGGGCAAACGCGGCCCGGGGAGCGGGAGCCCGCCCGAGGGGGAGGGCGGGGCGGAGGGCGGCGGCGCCGGGGAGCUGUUCUGA
Messenger RNA from Odobenus rosmarus divergens (Pacific walrus), 660 nucleotides. RefSeq names its product nucleoredoxin-like 1 (gene NXNL1). Gene Ontology annotation, biological process: photoreceptor cell maintenance. NCBI's taxonomy places the organism in Eukaryota, Metazoa, Chordata, Mammalia, Carnivora, Odobenidae. The transcript is spliced from 2 exons. The coding region runs from base 1 to 660 and encodes 219 amino acids. Gene Ontology annotation, cellular component: mitochondrion. The record is from RefSeq and is a predicted model, not a curated record.